AUGCUUUAUGAUCAGUUGGGAAAUGUCGGCUCCCCUGUCAACAAUCAUCGUCUAGUCCUUCAGCUGAUCUCUGGUCUCCCAGAAGCUUACCAUAGUAUUGCUACUUUAAUUCGCCAGAGCAAUCCUCUUCCGGAAUUCUAUCAGGCUUGUUGCAUGCUCACUUUAGAAGAAGCCGAUAUGGCUAAGAUGGCAAACACAGACUCUCAUGCCGCUAUGCACACUACUCAGCCGAAACCAACUGAAGACACCUCUCAACGUGGCAACCGCUGCCCUGACAACCGUUCUCGCUCCCGUGGCAACCAGGGUUGCGGAGGGGGGCGUGGUAACCGCAGUACACCUCAGUCUGGAGCUCCCAACACUCCCUCACCUUGGUCCGCUCCUCCUUGGCAACAACAACAACAACAGUACCCAACCUGGCAACCAUGUGGUUGA
Molecule: messenger RNA, 432 nt
Organism: Lathyrus oleraceus (garden pea)
Lineage: Eukaryota; Viridiplantae; Streptophyta; Magnoliopsida; Fabales; Fabaceae
Exons: 1
Coding region: 1-432 (143 amino acids)
Source: RefSeq, a predicted model, not a curated record